CUAAGAUCGAAAGGAAAAAAUGAUGGCAGCACUGAAUCGAUUAGAGGAAGUACGUCAAGCGACAGUCAAUGAAAGUUUAUAGGUUAGUUUCAUUGUUUGGACGUUUUAAUCGCGAGUGGUGAUAUUCAAGUUUUAAAUAAUAAAGAAAAAAAGAAUAACGAGAAAAUGAGUAAUUCAACUAUUUCCGAUCAAUCCCUCAUGGAUAAGUCCAUGCGAAGUGUAUUCGUCGGGAACAUCCCGUACGAAGCUACAGAAGAAAAUUUAAAAGAUAUAUUUAGCGAAGUUGGGCCUGUACUUUCUUUCAAAUUGGUAUUUGAUCGUGAAACUGGGAAACCUAAAGGAUAUGGCUUUUGUGAAUACAAGGAUCAAGAGACUGCGCUUAGUGCUAUGAGAAAUUUAAAUGGGUAUGAAAUUGGCGGAAGAACACUUCGGGUAGACAAUGCAUGUACAGAAAAGAGUCGUAUGGAAAUGCAAAGUCUUUUGCAAGGACAGAAUACUGAAAAUCCAUAUGGCGAGGCAGUUCAAGCUGAUAAGGCUCCAGAGGCUAUAAGUAAAGCUGUUGCUUCCCUUCCACCGGAACAGAUGUUUGAGUUAAUGAAACAAAUGAAGUUAUGUGUGCAAAAUAAUCCUAAUGAGGCACGCCAAAUGUUAUUACAGAAUCCACAACUUGCUUAUGCCUUGUUACAAGCACAGGUAGUAAUGCGAAUAGUGGAUCCUCAUACUGCAGUUAAUAUGUUACAUAAAGCUAAUCCAAUCCCAGGAGUAUUAACACCUUCCGAUAAACCAGUUACUCAUCAGAUUCCUCCACGUAUUGAAGAACCAUGGGCACCACCAAGACCUACACCAGUUUCCAAUCCACCUGCACCGAUUUUUGCUGGUCAAGAUGUAGAUCUUAGAACAUUAGAUAGACAAAUGGAUCCUCGUUUAGCAAGAAUGGAUCAGGAUUUAAGAGGACCACCCCAAACUCAAACAACCCCAGUUACCGCACCACCUAUCAUAUCCGCUACUACUGACCCGAGAGGGCCUACUGCUUUUAAUAUAACAGACAACAGUCUUCCUGUAGAAGGAGUGGAGAGCUUUUGUCGUGAUCCAAGAGCUGACAGGUUUGGUAGAGAUCCAAGGGAUCCACGAGAUCCCCGUAUGCCUAUUGAUCCGAGAAUUACUAAAGCCAAUCCACCUGUACCAGUAGCACCGCCAGUCGUACCAAGACCAGUAGCAGCACCUGCAGUUCCAGCACCGACUGCAGUUUCGACUAGUGUUGUAGGUCCUGCUACUGCUCUUUCAACAUCUGCAAGUUCGGCUACUUCUAGACUCAUGGCUGGUAUGUCUCCAGCGGGAAAUAUACCAAGUGGUGCAUCAGAUCAGGAAAAGGCUGCUUUAAUAAUGCAAGUAUUGCAAUUGUCGGAUGAACAAAUUGCUAUGCUUCCGCCAGAACAAAGACAAAGUAUUUUGGUUCUUAAAGAACAAAUAGCUAAAAGUACACAGCGUUAAUGAUACAAGAUAUAAUAGAUAUCGCUUAA
This is a messenger RNA of Vespa mandarinia (Asian giant hornet), 1520 nucleotides long. RefSeq names its product cleavage stimulation factor subunit 2 CstF64 (gene CstF64). Gene Ontology annotation, biological process: mRNA 3'-end processing. Gene Ontology annotation, cellular component: mRNA cleavage and polyadenylation specificity factor complex. Gene Ontology annotation, molecular function: mRNA binding. NCBI's taxonomy places the organism in Eukaryota, Metazoa, Arthropoda, Insecta, Hymenoptera, Vespidae. The record is from RefSeq and is a predicted model, not a curated record.